Molecule: messenger RNA, 3018 nt
Organism: Jaculus jaculus (lesser Egyptian jerboa)
Lineage: Eukaryota; Metazoa; Chordata; Mammalia; Rodentia; Dipodidae
Gene: Chn2
Product: chimerin 2
Exons: 13
Coding region: 60-1466 (468 amino acids)
Biological process (GO): signal transduction; positive regulation of GTPase activity; regulation of small GTPase mediated signal transduction
Molecular function (GO): GTPase activator activity
Source: RefSeq, a predicted model, not a curated record
GCAGCGGCGGCGCCGCCAGCACCGACACUGAGCGCACGGCCACGCGCGGGCGCGACGAGAUGGCAGCGUCCAGCAACUCCAGCCUGUCCGGCUCCUCCGUGUCCUCCGAUGCUGAAGAAUACCAGCCUCCAAUAUGGAAAUCAUACUUGUAUCAGUUGCAGCAAGAAGCACCUCGUCCCAAGAGGAUCAUUUGUCCUCGGGAGGUGGAGAACAGACCAAAAUAUUAUGGAAGAGAGUUCCACGGGAUCAUCUCCCGCGAGCAGGCUGAUGAGCUCCUUGGAGGUGUGGAGGGAGCCUACAUCCUUCGAGAAAGCCAGCGGCAGCCAGGAUGUUACACACUGGCUCUAAGGUUUGGAAACCAGACUUUAAACUACCGGCUCUUCCAUGAUGGGAAACACUUUGUGGGUGAGAAGAGAUUCGAAUCUAUUCACGAUCUGGUGACAGAUGGCUUGAUAACGCUGUACAUAGAAACAAAAGCUGCUGAAUACAUUUCAAAAAUGACAACAAACCCUAUCUAUGAACACAUUGGAUAUGCCACUCUACUCAGAGAAAAAGUGUCCAGGAGGCUGAGCAGGUCUAAAAACGAGUCAAGGAAGGCGAGCGUCACCAAUGAGGGACACACACCAGUGGAAAAGAUCUCCUCACUGGUUCGAAGGGCUGCACUCACACACAAUGACAACCACUUCAACUACGAGAAGACGCAUAACUUCAAGGUACAUACCUUCCGAGGCCCACACUGGUGUGAGUACUGUGCCAAUUUCAUGUGGGGGCUCAUCGCCCAAGGAGUCCGGUGCUCAGACUGUGGGUUGAACGUACAUAAGCAGUGUUCUAAGCAUGUUCCCAAUGACUGCCAGCCUGAUCUCAAGAGGAUUAAGAAAGUGUACUGCUGUGACCUCACCACACUCGUGAAGGCUCACAAUACUCAGAGGCCUAUGGUGGUAGACAUCUGUAUUCGAGAAAUUGAAGCAAGAGGAUUAAAGUCAGAAGGGCUUUACAGAGUCUCAGGGUUCACAGAACAUAUUGAAGAUGUUAAGAUGGCAUUUGAUAGAGAUGGUGAAAAGGCAGAUAUCUCUGCCAACAUCUAUCCAGACAUCAACAUCAUCACUGGAGCCCUGAAACUGUAUUUCAGAGACUUACCCAUCCCCAUCAUCACAUAUGACACCUACUCCAAAUUUAUAGAUGCAGCAAAAAUCUCCAAUGCAGAUGAGAGACUGGAAGCUGUCCAUGAGGUGCUGAUGUUGCUGCCUCCUGCCCACUAUGAGACCCUGAGAUACCUGAUGAUCCACCUCAAAAAGGUUACUAUGAAUGAAAAGGAAAAUUUCAUGAAUGCAGAAAAUCUAGGUAUCGUAUUCGGACCCACUCUGAUGAGACCCCCUGAGGACAGCACCCUCACCACCCUCCAUGACAUGCGGUACCAAAAGCUGAUUGUGCAGAUUUUAAUUGAAAAUGAAGAUGUUUUGUUCUAAUCCAUCAGGGAAAUGAGUUGUCAGAGCUAAAAGAAUAAAAACAUUUCUUACACUUGAUUUGUUUUCAGGCAAGUGUUAGAAUUUCCUGAACCGCAGUGGAUUGCAGAGUUGGGGACUAUGUCUCCCUCCUCCACAUGAGGACAAUGGUGAGGGGGAGAGAACCCUGACCUUGGGUCUUUUGCCGUGCCUCGUAUGUAUGUCUGUUUUGCUGGAAGAGUGAUUAAUAAAUCUUUCUUUAACUUAUUAAAAAAUGUAGACUUUUAAGCUUCAAUCUUAUCAGUAAUAAAAGGGAACUUAAUUCAUAAAGGUACUUGAUAUAGUUAUACAUUUUCCACUUACAAAAAGAAGACAAUUCUAUAUGUUAAAUGUUAAAUGAAAGCUAUAUUGUAAAAUGUAUUUUAUUUUAGCUGCAAGAAUGUUAUUUUAUCUUAGCAAAUAGAACUCAAUGCAGUGCAUUGGUUAUUCCCGUGUUCCUUGUCCUGCGUUCUUGCUGUGAUGCCUGGAAAAUGUCGACCAGAAUGCAGUAUUACCUUGACAUACCUCUGUCCUUGUGCGUGCUUCUUGAUGAAAUUCAUCCAUCGCCCGUGUCCCUGCUUUUGACAGGUCUUUCUCUUCAGUACUCUCAUUCUUCUCUUUUAUAUAGUGUAUGCUUGUAGCAGUUACAGGAUGCUCUGAGACAUCCAGUUUCCAUUCCAUAAAAUUUUUGUGACUUCCCAAAGGAUGUCAUAGAAUUGGUCAUAGCCUUUCUAUAUUAUGAGUAUGUAAUUUCAAACAUGCAAUGAGAUUUGUUGCAUGAGAUAAAUUGAGGACAUUGGAUAUAUCUGGGCAUGUUUGCUUUUCUAGUUUUAGCCAUGCCCUUCAAAUGUAUAUGUUCAUAGAAGGUUGAUUUUUUUGCCACAUUUCCAAAUGAAAGAUGAAUGUGUUGGAUCAUUGUUGAAUUUUUUUCUUCAUUUUCAUUUUAGAAACCUAUUUUUAAAAUUGAGAAUAAAUAAGAUUGCUUUUAUCAAAAAUUUGUUUCUGCUUGAUAAAAAUUCCUCUGUAUGAAAUAAAAUGUAAUAUGAUUUUAUUAAUAGAGUCCCAUCCUAUUGGUUAUAUUUAUCUUAACAUAAGCCUUUCACACAAAGAUUUCUAUAUAUUUCCUAUAUUUUGUAAUAUAACUGAAAUAUUUAAGUUUCUUUUAAAUCCCUUGAUUGUCUGAGAUGAUUCAUAUACUUCAUCACAAGUCUUGCUUUGGAGCAACCAGAAGAGAACUGCUCUGUGAUAAGUGGAGGGAGAGGAGCACCAAGGGUUGUGGACCCAGGAUAUCCCCAGGGCCCUCCCUGCUGAUGGACUCUUGGCAUCCAGGGUUCAAACUGGUUUGUCCUGUUCCAUGCUUCCCACAUUCCUCCAACUGUACAGAUUGGUUUGUUGUAGCUUAUGUACUUCUUGAUACUGUCAAAACUUAUCUGGAAAUGGUUUUAUUUUGUGAAGUGAAUGAGACUUUGUAAUUUAUGACAGUGUAAAUGGAAGGAAAGCGAUCUGUGUAUUAAAUGCUUCUGUCUAUCAUUUUGAA